GUUCUUUUCAUGACCUAAAUAGAAUCUUCAUACACAUGGUUAUUAUCUAAUGUAAGUAUUGAUAAACGCUAAUAUCUCAAAGAUAAACUAAACUAAACUUUAAGUUAUACAGAUUUUAAGCGAAAUAAUGAUCGUGAUCUAAGUGUAGAAGUCGUGACAAAUUAUGAAUUCGUAUAAAGUCCAUAGCUAUAAAUACACUUGCACGAAGAGUAAAUUUGUUUUGUCUAAUUUGCAAAUAACUACUACACAAAUAACCCUUAUCCAUGGCAAAAGUUGGUAAAGGCAUACAAGCAUGUUUAUCAUGGGUCCAUGAAAGAGAUGGUCGUGUACCAUCCAAUGCUGUGGAAGCUGGUGAUGGAGUUUACAUAGCUCGUGUGUAUCAUUCUGGUGAUUUAAUCCCUGGAAAAGUGGUACCAAAUUUGGGCAAAGCAUAUGCUAGUUAUGCUGGUAAAGAAUAUGAAUUUGAUUCAUAUGAAGUGUUGUGUGAUACAAAAUUACCUUUUAGAUCUCAAGGCUGUUAUAAGUGGGAACGAUACAGUGGUGGAAGUGUUCCAAAAUAUGCUGUCGUUGGUGGUAUCACCUCUUUUGAAGAGCCAUUGUACAUUGCUCGUGAACAUAUUGAUGGGGAACGUGUAGUUGGAAAGGUAAAUUUUAACCCAUUGAUCUUGGUUUCAAAUAUUAAGCGAUUUUUUGGAAUUCACUCAGUUAUUCUUAUAAAUAAAAUAUGCGUUCAGAUAUUAGAUCCACUGUUUACUUAGUACUGAAGCAUCUUUGUCUCGUGUGAUUGGUGCAUCAUAAGUGAUGAAGUAUACAGUUAGCAGUAAGUUAGACUGACCUAAUUGUUUUCUCAGUUUCUAUGAUCAGAACCAAACUCAAAACAUUUACUACUUUUGGUUUUUGUAGGGAUUUUGUUUGACUGCAUGGAGGAUUUAAUCAUGAGCUGACAUCAGUUAGAGAACCACCGUUGACAAGUAUGAGUAAUUAAUGUUACUGGGAUGUGCAAAAAAAGGAAAUAAUUCAAUAUAAUUCGAUAUGGCCCACUUGUAAGCACCUAUUUCUACUAAAACAGGAUGAAAUUAUAGUGCCAUCAAGCUGUUUCAACUCAUGACUUGUCAUUUUCUUCGCAAAGCCUUAAGUAUUGUAUAUUUUACAAAGAUGCUUUUUAAUAAUUUAAUUAGUUGGGUACCACUUUUGUAUGAACUGAAGCAGUUGUUGAAUCUAGAAACUUUGGCAAAUUAAUUGACUCUUACAAGCAUAAGAAAUUAUUAUCUAAGGACUAUAUUGUAAUCCAGAUGUAUUUUCACUUAUACUUCAAGUUAUGGAUAGCAGAGUUUAAAUUAAAUUUAACCUAUUGCACAAUGAUUGUUCUGGUUCAUACCGAAAUCCCUUCAUGUAUAACAUAUUCACAACAUCACAAUUAUUCAUACUUUCAUUGAGUUUACUUUUUACUUUUUGACAUCAUCAAUUUUAUAACUCAAAAAGCAUUAACAAAAGACUAACGUCUUUCAUAAACUGACAAGUUGUAUCCAAAAUAGGAGAGACAAAUGGACGUAUAUUAAGGGAAAUAAAUCACUGACUGUUUUAAAAAAAAUCGGUAUUUGUGUUCAUUUCCAUGUUAAGUUGUGAGAAUUACUUAUUAUUUGUUAUUUCUUCACGUUUCCAUUGCAGCAUAAGGCUUCAGGCUACAGUUUUGAAGUUUCGGUAUCAAUGGCAUUAAUUUUUUGCGGAAUGGGGUUGCUAGCCUCACGCCCAACCUUCCUUCUUUACUAGUCUUAUCGUGAUGAGAGCUAGCUGCUAGCUAAACUGGUAGACAGUAGUUUACGUCCUCAAUAUUGGUCGUGAGAAAAAUAUGAACAAAGACUGAUUCAACAACCAAUCUCAGCAGACUUUGAGAAGGUGGAUACAAUUUGCAGAUAGACAAUCUGAACUUCAAUAAACGGCCACAAAGAGAUGAAAGAUUAACUUUCAGUGAGAAACAGCCAAUCUGAAGAUUGUGUUUUUCUACUAACAAUAAUCUUUAAUAAUGUACAUGAAAAUCUAUAAAUAUGUGUUGAUUUCCUUAUUAAAGGAUCUGUUGCCCGGCCCUUGUCUUCUGGCUUAGUGAGAUUAAGGAGUGCAUCAGCCGGGGAUCGAACCCCGAACCACCUUUGUGGUCGGUCAGCAUUCUAGCACACCUUAACUGUGAAAAUAGCAAAUUAUUAUUAUUAUCGUUUAUUCAUCAAAUGAGACGUUUUUGUUAAUCAUGCUGCUAAUAUCAUCUGUCACCUGAGAAAUUAGAUUAAAAGGUAUAUUCCCUGAUAGUAGAUGCGAUUUCACACUCUUUUUCCUCUUCAUCUUAUUACAGAUUCAUGAAGCACAUGGAUGUGCCUACUUCCCUUAUGGUGGUGAAGAAAGAAAAAUGCAUCAUUAUGAAGUUCUUGUGUUGAUUAAAUGAUAUCAUGGAAAAGUGUCUCCAUCACAUCGGCAUAAUAAAUUUCCUUCAAUGUCAUUAUUUUUGUUUGAUGAAUCAGUAAAUUUUAUAUAUAUUUUAUCUGUCAUUACUUAUUUAUUACAUGAUGAUUGAAAUCUUAAUGAAAUAGUCUUGAAUUCAAGUGAUAAAUUGGUUUUCACCUCUUACUAAUAUUAUCAUUACAAAGGCUCUCAACUCAAGUCCUGUGAAUAUAUUAAUGACCUCUUUUAUUGAAAUAAAACUGUAUUGCUUCUCAGUACGUGGUUGAGUACUUUUCGGGGAUCUCUAAUUGAAUACUGAUCAGAUUUUACUGUUUAUUUUACAAUAUGUAGAACAGAACUGCU
This is a messenger RNA of Trichobilharzia regenti, 2793 nucleotides long. NCBI's taxonomy places the organism in Eukaryota, Metazoa, Platyhelminthes, Trematoda, Strigeidida, Schistosomatidae. The record is from the annotation of a GenBank genome assembly.